Hyla sarda is the source of this 809-nucleotide messenger RNA. RefSeq names its product zinc finger CCHC domain-containing protein 3-like. Gene Ontology annotation, molecular function: double-stranded DNA binding; RNA binding. The record is from RefSeq and is a predicted model, not a curated record. Lineage: Eukaryota; Metazoa; Chordata; Amphibia; Anura; Hylidae. The coding region runs from base 165 to 623 and encodes 152 amino acids. Gene Ontology annotation, biological process: activation of innate immune response. The transcript is spliced from 4 exons.
GAUAGAGAGGCACGGCCUCGGGGCCUUCCGAGAGCAAAGGAGAGGAGUCAUGGUCACUCCCCAAAGCCGGGUCUGGGGUCCCCAGGAGAAAUGUGGUCUGUCUUAGGUGGAGGGGCAAUGAUACUUGUCCAAACAGGACAAAGGUGGUAGAGCUCCUCCUCAAGAUGGAUUUCAGGGCGGGUGACAUCUUUGCCCUGAUACAUCCUCAUGGUACCCCAUUUUUCGAUGUCAGCUUCGUCCGGGCUGAAGGGCUCGAGCUCUUUUGGUCUCGGUACGAGCUGGCAAAGAUGGCACCCGAGUGGCGAGAUUUUUCUGUCCAGGCAAUUUCUCGCCAGAAUAACAUCAAGAAAGUGACGGUAUUAACGUGUAACAAAUCUCUUUCUUGCAUAGACAUCAUGACCUGGAUUGGGCGUUAUGGAGAGGUGGUCAGCAUUCCCCAGAAGAACAGGGAUGAAUUCGGUAUCUGGUCGGGGGCCUGGACCUUCAUGGUCAAGUUGAAGGUUUCAGAGACCCCCAGGAUGGGAAGGGGAUUGUGGAAGCUGAAUUCAUCCCUCCUGGAAGUCAAGGAGAUAAGACGGUCCUUUGAGGAUUUUCUGCAGAGCCAGGAAACAUGCGCAACCUAACCCGAGGCACGUGUGAGCAGGAAGGAGUGUGCACCAGAAAGCUACUGUCCCUACUGUCACCGCUCCAAGAGACUGAAGAAAAGGACAAUACUGAGAAGAGUGCAGACAUGUCAGUGAUACUAAAGAGCAUAGGAAUCAAAAUGGAAACCAGAGCCGGACGGGCAGCAGCCACUACCAUCAAGGAGA